Molecule: messenger RNA, 1644 nt
Organism: Arthroderma uncinatum
Lineage: Eukaryota; Fungi; Ascomycota; Eurotiomycetes; Onygenales; Arthrodermataceae
Product: CwfJ domain-containing protein
Exons: 2
Coding region: 1-1644 (547 amino acids)
Biological process (GO): mRNA splicing, via spliceosome
Cellular component (GO): post-mRNA release spliceosomal complex
Molecular function (GO): RNA lariat debranching enzyme activator activity
Source: RefSeq, a predicted model, not a curated record
AUGGCGUCUAAAAUAAUCGUGGUUGGAGGCGUAAACUCGUCAUUUCGAGAAGUCUUUGCGAAGCUCCAAAAAUUGCAGACUAAGCAACAAUUCGCGUUUGCAAUUAUUUCAGGGGACCUCUUUGCAGACUCUGCAGACUCUGCUGGCAGUAAUGCGGAUGAACUCCAGGCGUUAAUGCGAGGAACGAUCCCGGUGGUUCUACCCACCUAUUUUACCGCUGGGAAGAAUGGCAUCCCAAAGGUGGUAGCUGAUAAGCUCUCCAAGGAAGAUGAAGUCUGCCCGAAUCUUUUCUAUCUCGGGAGAAGAGGAGUGCUCACUACCUCUGAGGGGAUCAAGAUUGCUGCCCUCGGUGGUAUUUCUGGGCCGGCACCAUCGGAUGCCGAUGUGGAUGAUAAAUAUCUUCCAUACCAUACAGAGGCGGAUGCAAGAUCGCUGUAUUCAGCCGAGAGCGCCGAUAUCCUAAUAACCUAUCAAUGGCCAAAAUCAAUUGAGCAAGGCUCGAAGAUCCCAACUGGCGAUCUAACAGUAGCAGGGAGCCAGUGUGUUGCGAAUACCUGUUUGGCCCUGAAGCCUCGCUAUCACUUUUCAUCCGCCACGGAUACAUUCUACGAACGCGAGCCGUUCUUCCAUGUUCCGGCAGACGAGUACACUGUCGAGAAACAUAUCACCCGCUUCAUUAACCUAGCGCCAUUCUCGACGGUAUCUAAACAAAAAUGGCUCUAUGCAUUUAGUCUAGAUCCAAAGAGCGUACUUCCUACCACAGUUCCGGCUGGGACGACACUGUCACCUCUUACCUCGAUAACUGGAAAACGUGGAGGGCUACCCAGUCAGAAAUCCUCGUUUAGCCGAUUUGCUCAAAACGAUGGCCAGCAACGUCCUGCUAAGCGUGCAAGGAAGGCUGCGCCUGGCCCAUCGGAAUGCUUCUUUUGCCUUUCGAACCCAAACAUCGCUACUCAUCUGAUUACGUCGAUCGGAUCUGAUAGUUAUCUUACGACAGCUAAGGGACCGCUGCCGACUGCAGAUACGUUCUCCACCCUGGGAUUCCCAGGCCAUAUCCUAAUAAUCCCCUUGAUCCAUGCACCAUCCCUUGCGGCGAUCGAUGACGCGGACUCUAGGCUAUCUACCUAUAAUGAAGCCCAUAAGUAUCGGUCCUCCCUUCACUCGAUGCUGCAUGAGAAGGCUGGCGGGGGACUGGGGGCAGUCACAUGGGAAGUCAGCCGGGGUCGCGGCGUGCAUAUUCACUGGCAAUUCCUGCCUGUGCAGUCGGACCUCAUUCACCGCGGUCUGGUUGAGGCUGCGUUCAAGGUAGAAGCCGAAAAUCUAGAGUACCCAAAGGUCGAGAAGCGGGAGUCAGGCUGCGAGGAGGACGGCGACUAUUUUCGCGUAUGGAUCUGGGCUCCAAAGCAGUCCUCCGAUGGGGAGGCCGUCAACGAUGCAGGUACGGAGACGACGUUAGUUCUGCCGCUUAACGACAGGUUCCGAUUCGACGUCCAGUUCGGCCGGACGGUGAUGGCGAAACUGCUUGAGCUGGAGGACCGGGUGAACUGGCGAGAUGCGUCGCAAUCGCAGGAGGAAGAGAUGGCAGACGCAGACGCCUUCAAGAAGUCGUUUGAGAAGUUUGAUUUCUCUCUUGCUGAUAGUUGA